Messenger RNA from Camelina sativa (false flax), 1668 nucleotides. RefSeq lists its product as uncharacterized. NCBI's taxonomy places the organism in Eukaryota, Viridiplantae, Streptophyta, Magnoliopsida, Brassicales, Brassicaceae. The record is from RefSeq and is a predicted model, not a curated record.
AUGACGAUCCACAUCAAUCGGUCGUAUUUCUCACCUGAGGAAGCAGACGCGGGAAGCUGUCAGUUGUUAGUCGAGAGUGUUUCCGGCGAAGCGCUCAAUUGGUUCUCCAGACUUGAGGCCAACUCGAUCGAUGGAUACAAAGCAUUAACAAGUGCAUUCCUUCAGCAUCACCAGUGCUUCAUGUGCACACCUGCGUCAAAUGCCGACCUGUGGAGAAUGUAUCAGAAGCGUAAAGAGUCAUUACGGACUUUCAUGGAAAGGUUUAAAGGUGUCAUGUCCCAACUCGCUAUAAGUGAUGCUUCCGCAAUCGGUGCGUUAAAAAAUGCGCUCGCCCGUGACACCAGAUUCAAGGACGACCUAACAAUCCUGCCCGUCACAAGUUUAGGCGAAGUACUGGCACGUGCAAACCGAUACAUUCAAGUCGAUGAAGACAAAGAUAAGAGGAACCCGGAUCAACCGGCGGCAGACUACGCCCGUGACGAGAAAGGAAGAAAAGCGACGACGUUCGCUAUCGAUGGAAAAGAACAGCAGCAAAAUAAACCUUGGAACAAAUACUAUCGCGAGUCCGACAAUCCCGGCUACAAAGGCAAGCGCCCGUAUUGCAAGUUUCACAGAUUCAACGGACACUCAACCGAAGAGUGCAAAACACUUCAAAUGCUGCUUUUGCAUAAAUACAAGAGAGGAGACGUUGAUAUAGAACGAGAGCGGAGAAAGGUUAACACACACAAAGACAACCAGUACUGUCUGGGAGACGAGCAGCAGCACGACAGGCAGCGUGAAGAGGAAGCUGUGGCACAAAAUGACCGAGCAUGGGAAAUCGUUCGCCUACCUCCUCCCCCGAAACGAAACCACGACGCGGAGGAGCGCGAUGAACCACCAGCUCCACGCCGGAGGAUACACAUGAUCAUGGGCGGUUUGUCAACAAGCCGCGACUCUGUUCGGUCGAUCCAAGCCUACUGCCGCGAAACAGAAACAAAGCGCAACAUGCCUUCCCAUAGCAACAUGUUCAAAACAUCCUCCGAUCCUAUUACGUUUACUGAAGAGGACGCGCACAACGCAAGUCCAAACAACAACCCGCUUGUUGUAGAAAUGGUGAUUGGGGAAAGCUCUGUGACAAGAAUUCUUAUUGACACUAGGAGCUCGGUCAAUAUAAUAUUCAAGGAUGUACUGAUCCAGAUGGAGAUUGAUCUGCGCAACACGGCCCAUGAAACGCAGCCCCUGACAGGAUUCAGCGGAGACACCAUCAGGACUGUCGGAACUAUAACACUUCCAAUCUACGUCGGCGGCACGAUGCAUUGCUUUAACUUUGGAAUUUUGGACAACCCCAUCGUCUACAAUGUCAUUCUGGGAACACCGUGGCUUCACAAGAUGCUUGUCGUUGCUUCUACUUACCAUCAAUGUGUCAAGUUCCCAAACGCGUACGGAAUCUAUACGCUGCGCGGAGAUCCUCUGAUGGUGCGAACUUGUUUCAUCAUCGAGAAAAAGAUGCGGAAUGCAAGGUCCUUCAUAAAAUCCGAAUCUGCACCACCACGAGAUCCAUGCAUACCUCCACCAAAAGAAUUUGUAAUCCAAGUAAACAUCGAUUUGUCCAAUUCCAAGCGUUGUGUGGGAAUAGGUGCCGAGCUACCAAUCGCUCUGAGAGACGAACUCGUUCAAGUUCUUACAUAA